AUGGUUAAACCAGUAAAUGAGGUUUAUUCACAAGUUUUCGGAUUCAUUUCUUUAUCUUGCUGGAUCGUGGUUAUAACUCCUCAACUUUAUGAAAACUAUAAACGAAAAUCGGGCAGCUCAAUAUCAUUAGCUUUAAUAUGCACAUGGAUCAUGGGUGAUUUGUGUGAUUUCACCGGUGCUAUUUUACAAAACUUAUUGCUAACGACGAUUCUCAUAGCUCUCUAUCACAGCGUGGUUGAUAUCGCUCUGUUAUUGCAAAUUUGCUAUUAUCGCUUCCGUAAAGUGCCUAUAAGUAGCAAUGAAUCAAAUGAAUCAACUGAGGAAUUAGCUGCUUCAAAACCUUCACAAAAAUCCGUACGUCGAUCAAGGUUUAACGAAUUCAUAAAAAUUUUUUCAGGAUUCAUAAUUAUCUGCUUGGCUGGAGGUAUUGCAUAUUAUUUCUCUUCUCGAUCUCAAGGGGCCGAAGAAGAUAGUCAAAAUGUCGAUCAAGAUAUUAAAUUGCUACCUCAAAUCUUUGGAUGGACUGCGGCCAUGUUUUAUUGUAAAAAAAGUUUCUUUUUUUCUCUCCCUUUAGUUGUAAUUGUGCGAGCCAUUCAUUUAUUAUAG
Molecule: messenger RNA, 606 nt
Organism: Dentiscutata erythropus
Lineage: Eukaryota; Fungi; Glomeromycota; Glomeromycetes; Diversisporales; Gigasporaceae
Source: the annotation of a GenBank genome assembly